Messenger RNA from Rattus norvegicus (Norway rat), 8252 nucleotides. NCBI's taxonomy places the organism in Eukaryota, Metazoa, Chordata, Mammalia, Rodentia, Muridae. The record is from RefSeq and is a predicted model, not a curated record.
UUUUUUUUGUUUUUUUGUUUUUUGUUUUUUUGUUUAAUCUCCAUGCCAAAUGCCUAAGGGUUGCUUCCAGCUUUUCGGUGUCUGCACUUAGGGAAUUUUCAAUCAGUUCUCAAACAGCAACGCUGAUUGCGGCUGCCUUGCUCAAGGCCAAGACAGAUAUUCUUUCCUUUUUCCUUUUAACAUAAGUAACUUUGUUUUCACGGCAAAACCCACCCAUAGUUCUCAUCUCUGGCUUUCUCUUAUCCUGGGCCAGAGAAGACAGAGCGCUUGGCCAGGAGAAGAUCAAACCCAAUGGUGAGGACUAUCCUUUUUAGAACUGCGGUUGUAGCUGCCAAGGAGUAGCCAACAAGCACCAGAUUUAUGUGCACUUUGAAAGAAGCACCUUUACCAUUGGCUUUUUGAGCGGCGCUGUCGCUAGGGAGCGAGCACCGCCUCAGGGAGCAGCUUGGAGCUGGGCUCACACCGUGGCGCGCUCUGGGCGGCUCCGCGCUGUCGCCCCUGUGGCUCGCGCUGUCCCUGGCUCGGCUCGUGGAGACGCUGCACAGACACUAGCCUUUGGCCACCGGCUCCUGCUGCUGCUGCCGCCCAGAGGACAGACCAGCCUCUGCCCGCGAUUUCCCCUUGGCAGCGGCGCUGCAGAGAGCGGGUGGGCGCGAGCUGCAGGAUGCGAGGUAGUUCUCCCCUCACCUCGGAGUUGUCUGAGUUGGCAGAGCCUCGCCCGGGUUCCUUGAGUCCUGCUCCCUUCGGGUUCGCUCCUCACCGGUUUGCUAGCCAUCGCUGUGCCAGGAAGCCCAGGCAACCCAGCUCCUGUUGUGGGUCCAUCCUGGGCCAGAGGAGGGCUGUCCCCAGCCAAGGUGCACUGUCUUCUCUCUGCUGACCCAUCUGUUUUCCCAUGGCGUCUCGUCAACAGACCCGAAUCCAGGCUUACCUGGAGAAAAACAAGAUCGGUCCUCUGUUUGAGGAAUUAAUGACCAAGUUAAUAACUGAGACACCUGACCAACCAAUCCCAUUUCUCAUUGACCAUCUUCAAUCUAAACAAGGAAACCGAGGACAACUGCAAAGAACUUUGUCAGGGUCAGCGGCUCUCUGGGCAGAAAGCGAAUCAUCAGAACCCAAAGGAACAAGAAGGGAUUUGAGAAGCUAUGAUAAACCUUGGCAGAUGAAUGCAAAGAAGCCUAAAAAAUCAAAAAGUGACCUGGCUGUUUCUAAUAUUUCUCCUCCAUCACCAGACUCCAAAUCAUUGCCAAGGUCAGUAGACCAUCCUAAGUGGACCUGGCGGACUAAACCACAAAGCCGUGAUUUUGAUGAAUUGAACCACAUCCUUCAAGAGAGCAAGAAGCUGGGGAAAGCCCUUGAGAAACUCUCUCGAAGUAUUGCGACAUCAGAUGAACUUGAUAAGGAAACAGUGGCUUUCAAUUCCUCCCUUCUGAGACCUCGUGUGAUUGGGGAAUGGAUCGGCAGAGCAGAAAACGAUGCCGAUCCCCUCGCAGCUGAAAUGCUGCAGCCGCCGGUCCCGCGGAGUAAGAAUGACUCAUGGGAAAGUGAAGACAGCAGCUCUAGUCCGGCGGGAAGCUUGAAGAUGGAGCCCAAGACGAAGGGACUAAAGCAACAGCAGCAGCAGCAUAAGAAACUCCUGGCUGCAAUGCUCUCCCAGGAUUCCUUCGAGUCCAUCCACAGCCCCACGCCAUCUGUAAUAGAAGAAGACAUUGACAAUGAAGACGAUGCAAUGGAGUUGCUGGACCUGUUGUCUAUAAAAUACACCCACCUUCUAAGAAAGUCUUGUGAUUAUAAGGUUGCUUUAGAAGAAAAUCACAGAGUUGAAAGAUGUUGGCCGUAGAUUAAUGUUGGACACCUUUCGAACGUUAGGGAGCCUUGCAGAGAUUGCGAAGUCUGCCGACUCAUUGCCUUCACACACCUUCACUAACUUUGUAGGUACACUUCUUCUCUGUUUUUUUGCUUUUUUAUUUUUAGUGAUUUAAGUACAUGGUCUUGUAUCAGUAGAAAUAUCAUCAUAUAAAUUAUCCUCAUAUAAAUUGUUAAUUGAUACUUACUUUGGGAAUUCGUUUUUUUCAAAACAGGCUUUCUCUGUGUAGUCCUGGCUGUCCUGGAACUCACUCUGUUGACCAGGCUGACCUUGAACUCAGAGAUCCACCUGCCUCUGCCUCCUAAGUGUUGGGAUUAAGGUGUGCAUUGCCAUGCCCAGCUAAAAAAAUCAUUUUUGCAGAGGAAGGAACUUUUCUUAGCCAAGCAGUCCACAUGUAAAAUGGCGUGUUCUUGAUUGAAUGGUACUUAUUAUUAUAUUAUAGAGAAUUGAAACAAUUGGUAUAUGCUUUUAUAACAACAAUCUAUUAUAUUUAAGUAAAAAAAGAAUAAACAAUGUAACUACCUGUAGAAUAUCAAUGCAUAGCAAAGGUAUUUCAUUUAGAAUUCUCAAACAGAUUUCUUAUGAAACAGAAUUAGGUGUUGAUAACAGUAAGUUACAUUCUAUAUAAAUGAUGUCUCCGUGCAUAUACCUGCAAAGAUGUUAUUCAGUCAACGAUGGCAGGGCUCGAGAUCUUUUCUAAUGCUCUAAUAACUACCUUGAGUCUAGAAUUAAGGCGACUGACGAAUGGCACUUUUCAUUAGAUACUAUUGGUCCUUGUUUUCUUUUAAGCAAUUGAGUCUUAUUCCCGUAAGUCCAAAUCAUUAAUGUGACCGGGCUUUUGGAUGCCAUGAUACCUUUAUUCAUCCUUCAUUCACUACAAAGGAUUUUGACCUAAAGACAUAAAAUAAAAUGAUAUCUGUUGCAGGCUUUUUCAGUCAGGUUAAAAAUGGAAACUUGUCACUUCCACCAUGUUCUUUACAUGCUGCACAGGCACAUGUAGUGGUAUGUCCUAGUACAAAAGUGGGCGCAGAGGUUACUGCACACUGUUUCAAGAAGCUGAUUCCUCUUCUUAGUCCUGCAGGACAAGGAGGUGUAAACCUGGGAGGAGGAGUGUGCCCAGACUCCUGGGGGCUUUUUCACACACAUGCAGGGUCUUCUGUAACCAUGACUGUCAACUGCUUUCCUGCUGGUCAGGACAGUGAAAGAGAUGAUCCACGGACUCUCAAGAGACUCACAUGUCUACCUUAUGCUGAUUGUCCCUAGACAUCAACUGCUCUGCUCAGAAGUUUCUAAGCUGAAGACCAGAGGGUUGGGUCUUGGUGUCUACAUCGUGACAAGCCAUUCGCAACUGGCUCUCAUUAAUCCUUCUUCUCCCUUUAGAUAUUUAGCCUGCUUUCUGACCGAGCUUUAUGGUAAAGAAUAGUGGAAGCUUUGGGCUUUCUCGGUGUCACCUCACAUAUCUCUGCCCAGGUGGCUAAAAAUGACGCUGCUCUCUUAGUGACAAGCAUUCCUCGUGAUGAUGUGCAAUGCUCAAGCACACAACAGUGGCCUUAACUCCACAUGCGUUUUCUCUGGUUCUGUAAAUGAUCCCAGAGGAACGUGGAGUUGUGCUUAGCUGAAGAAAACACAAACGUUACUAACUUGAAAUUGUACGCAAAGUAAAAAUUUAGUACAUAGAUUCGUUGUUAAGAUGUAACAGAUAUUGCUGUUUAAAAUAUCUUUUGGGAUCUAUGAUGUGUUGUAGAAUGAGUUUGCUGUAAUAAGUUUUUAAGAGUUCAAAUUUUUAUUAUUUAUGCCAUAGUAAAAUAAGCUAAAAAUGUGUUAUGCAUGGAAAAUAAUAUGUAAAUAUGAAUUGAUAAGUAAAAUACAUGUUUUUAGUCAAUAUUAAUAUAAAAAUGAAUUAUGCAUCAAUGAAAUUGGUUGACCUAAACAGAAAAUGUUUUAGUGAAGAUAGCAGAUAUAAAUAAACCUAGUUCUUCUUGUUGUCUUUAUUGAAAUACAAUGUUGUUAAUAUGAUGAUUAUAUAUUCAUGGUUUAAUUGUAUGUCUGUGGAUGUAUUUUAUAAAUAUAUUAGGCAUGUGGAAAUAAUUUUGGGAUUCAUUUUAUAUUAAUAUUUAUGAUUAUUUUAAAUCUAUUUAUAAAUUCAGAGUGUGAAAGUAACCACUUAGGAAAUUAAUAUUAACUAUCAAAUGAUGAACUAUCUGUACUUGGAGAUUUUAAAAGACAUCAAUAAAAAGUACCCCUGAAAUUGGCUCUAGAUAUCCAAAAUCUAGAGUAAAAGCAUCUUCCCACCCAUCUCAAACAAUCUAUUUCUCAACCAUAAAUGUAAGGCAGCCUCAAUUAUUUUGGUGGUUAUGCUGCCACGGAAUAAUCAGGGUGUGCAGAGACUCUUUGCAGAAAAUGAUCACAUUUUCUAAAACAUCUACUAAACUCAGGAGUUGUUUUCAAAAACGGUAUGAGAGAAAAUGAGUUUCCCAGAUCACGUGUGGUUUCUUUCUUUAUCCUCCCAGGGAAUUUGAGGAACUGUUGAAGACGUUGAGUUGUGUGACCGUCUUCCCAUUUUCCCGUGUCGCCUAUUCACAGCAUCACAUUAGACAUGUAACAGUAAUGUGUAGUUCAUUGCUUUCGACACAGUUUGUACUGAUUUAUACCCAUUUAAAAAACUAGGAUAAAAGGCUCUACUACUUUAUUACACACUUUAGUUGAAACUAUUACUUUUAAAAUAUUUUAGGCUUUCUUAGGUUUGAGGACAAGGCAACUGUCUGAAAUCAUAUUCCUGAGAUGCUAAAGCCAUUAAUCAUACUUAGUUAUACUUUCUGGCCUUAGCUCAGAAUUAUAUAAUUUAAAUUAAAGCUUGCUCUACACUGCCUCAAACAAGCAAUGUUGCCAUAAACUUACUCAUUUUAAGAUUAAAUAAUUAAGAGUUUUAGUAUAAUUGCAGUGGUAUUCCUUGACAAAUGCAGUUUCUAGGUCUCCAAUAUCUUACCAAAUAAAUCAACUCAUUAUUGGCAAAAUACCGAGAGGAUUUAAUGGAGAUGCCCUUUUGGCCAAUUCUUCUGCAUCGCAACGAACUUUGUGUAAGACAAACAUUCACUGCCGUGUGUUUGGUUAAAUUGGAGGCAGAAAAACCUUCUUAUAUUUACAAAGUAAUAUUGGGCCAUUGUAUCUGAUGAGAGAGGAAGGCUGCCAUUGUGGCCUAAGGAAGGGGGCCCUAAAUGUUGUUUAUACUUUACUCACUUAAAACCUGUAAACCAGUCUAAACCAGAAGAGACCAGCAGCAUAGGCCUCUCUGGUUUUGUUUGUUUGUUUGUUUCCUUAUAGAAUUGAUCAUUUGGCACGUCAGAAUAGCAAAGCAAACUGAAGAGUCUUCAUAAAAAAAUGAUUCUUUAAAAAAAUAUUGAGGACUUUCACACAUUCAACCACAAAGUAUUUUAAUAUUACCUAUAAGAUUGCUUAAAAUAUUAAUUCAUUCAGUAUAGUAUAAAGGAAAGGUAAUUGAAAUUAGUGCCCAUUAUAGAUAAAAUAUCCAAAUGGGGAGUGCUUAACCUAUAGUGAUUAAAACACUCAGAAGGUUAAUAUUUAAGAUACUGAAAAGAGUUACCUCAAUCCAAGUCAGGUUUAUCUUUACCUAUAGGAUAUUCUAACAAACUCCAUUAAUUUUUCUGCAGCUGAUUAUCACAAUUAACCAAACCUUACAGAGAAGCACUAAACCAGUGCAACUGCAGACCUAAGACAUCCUGAAGUCGUGUGAGAUAUCUGUCACUUGUCACGAUAUCUCCCCUGUGACAGAAGCUCUGUAGAAGGUCCCACUCCUAUGUUGGCACCCAUGCUCUGAGCUGUAAUUUCAGUUAGCUUUCAUGUUGUCAUUGCCUACAUGAAAUCCCUGAAGACACACACAGUGUCCGUGUGGUCCAAGGACUUGAAGACUGUGCUGGACUCUUUUGGUUAGAACGCCAUUUUAGAAAAUAUACUCCAGCCCGUGUUUUCCCAUUGCAAACCCUGUGCAGCUGCUGGGCGUGGAUGUUAGCACACUAUAUGAGGGGUGUUGCAUCUUAUGAUUAAUUUUAAAAAGCCAUUUGAUCCCUUCGAGUUUACUGCUAAGGGCUGGUGCUGUGGGAAGGCAGAAGAUCAUCCUCCAUCUCUCAAACCGUUCAUGUUCAUUCCACGUUGGCAAGUUUCCCUCCUAAGUCUAUACCUACCACGUACAGAGGGAAUUUGAAUGUUUGUAGGACUUCAGACUCGCACAGAUAUACAAGUCUGGAUUGCAGAUGCCGACUCUCAAGGUUUGAUUUGCUUGGGAAUCCUCAAAGGGCCAUCUUUAAACAAGGACUCAGCAUUCCUCACACACAGUAAUCUGUUAAUUAGAUUGAAAUCCAACCCAUGAAGCAGAUUUUGCCUAAUAACACCUUUCCGACUGUAGUAGAUUCAGUUAUAGGCAGUCUGUCAAACUCAUAAGAACACUGACAGAAAGGACAUGAACCAGUGCAUGAGGAGGCUCAAUGUUUACAGCCAUGAAGUGGAGGUUUCUGAGUCAUCCACACUCACCAAUUUGUUUUGUGUUUGGAAUUCUACUCAUGCUUUGUUCUUUUCAUUCGUUAUUUUUAUUUCUUUUCAAAGAUACCAGAAUUUUUGCUAACAGUAAUGGUAUAUGUGGAAAAGGCUCUUUAAAUAAAGUAUAAUACAAGAUGUCACCAAGACUGUACAUACCAUUUGAUAUAACUUAUAUGGCAUAUGACAAGAAAUGCUUCACUUUCCACCUGUAAAAAUAAAACAGACCCAACUGUGGAGCACUUUAAUGCAGGAGAAUAAAGGUAAUAGUUUGCAAGCAGCUUCUAAUCAUGCAGACAAAUCUUGUAUAGUGAUGAUUGUACUUCAGGUGGAAAUUCCUCACUCAGCAGAGAACUGUUUCUGAUUAUUUCUGUGUAGGUUUGCUUAAGAUAUACUGAUUAGCUACACUAAACUAUAAAUUGAUUGACACCUACCAACGGCUCCGUUUAGUGUGUUUUUCACACAUGUGCUGUGGCUUUUCCUUGAGCAUUUUGUGAACUGUGGGCCACUGUGAUGUGGUGUAGGUGACUUGGCCAAAGACCUGUGCUCUAAUUCUAAGGCCCAAAUCUUCUCCCAUGCUACCUCUUGCUAGGCUUUUCUCACAUUUUUGCUAUUUUGGUUUUGAUUUUUAAUCUUUUGCUAAUCUUUGAACUUCAGGCAAUUAGUUGUAAGUUGCUGGUCGCACCAUGCGCCCUCCCUACUCCACAGGAACGGCACGAAGUAAUGAGAUAUUCUCAGAAGUAACACAUUCCUCUUUCAUCACCACUGAGAGGAAUACUUGGGGAGAGACACAGAUUUAUGUCCCAACUCUUCUCCACAACAGGUUCUCUAACCUAUGGCUGUUAUGCAAUCGGAGGCAGAAGAACGUAGGACCUGGAGUUUCUCACAGCACAAUAAUAUACUUGGAGAGCCAGGCUCUGAGACCCCAAAUGUGACACGGGCAAGCUUGCAAACAGUGCUGCCUGCCUGCUCGCAGCGUCUGUCUUUUGCUUGACCCGUAGAGAUUUAAGCAGGGGCAGUGACUUCUGUGACUUGUUAAAAAUGGGGCGCAGAUGGCUAGACUGUCUACUUUUUCCCUAUAAAUGUAAAAUUUAUAGGAGAAAAGAAAGUUAUUUUGUAUACAUGCAGAUGUUCACCCUAGUAGACACAGCUUGGAAAAGAAGAGAAAGAGGGAUCUGGAUCAAAUUCAGAAAAUCUAUAACUGUAACUCAUGUUUCCGUGUUUCUACACAGAUCAAUUACUGAGCUUGUUACAGUGCACAGGAUUUAAUAAUGCUUUCAAGGUCUGUUAGCAAAUACGAAACUAUUUGAACAAUUUUGGUUUAGUGUUAACUCAUUCAAGGUGAAAAAUCGACCAAAUUCCAUAGCAGUUUCAAUAUUAUUAGAGUCUUGUUGCUUUAGGAGUAAACCUUUCCUUUCCGAACACUUCCUACAUGACUAUGUGAUAUUGCAGGAUGGUUUGUUCACCACGUACUUAUUUUCAUGUAAUUGGAAUUUGAACUUUUCGCUUUAUAUAAGACUAAUUUGAAACUCAGGACGAAUCACAACUUUGUUAUAUUUUAUUGGUUGAUACAAAUGAAUUGUAAUUGUUUGCAACUUAAUGUCAAAAUCAAUAGCUUAUUAAAGACAUGUUGCAAUUCUGAUUUCUUUAAAUCUGGUUUUAUAGCUAAAAUAUCUGUUUAGAUAUUUCUAUUCAUAAUAUACCAAGCCACAUGUUUAAUUGUUUUCAAUAAAUGCUUAGGUGAAACAGAAUGCUAAAAAGAAUGUUCACACGACUUGACAACUAUUUCCCCAAACCGUUGUUCUUGUGAAAUAAAGUUUUCUUUAAAAACCAUUAACAA